CUGACUUUAGCAUUGUCGAUUGAUAGCACAUAGAGAAAGAACUACACUGCCAGUCUAGUCUUCGAGGAUAAGCAUUCUGGGUCUCUGACAAAGGUGGUAAGAGUCUGAAAAUGGAGAGCAUCAAGUGUGUGGUGGCUGGAGAUAAAGCUGUGGGAAAGACCAGCCUUCUGAACUCCUGCGCCACCAAUGCACAGAUCACAGUGGACUCCAAAUCCAUCAAGCUUAACCUGCAGGAAACAGUUGGUCAGAGCAAGAAUGACCGAUUGCGCACCGUACGCUACUGUGGGACCAAUGUCUUCAUCCUCUGCUUCUCCAUCUCCAACCCAACCUCUUUUGAGAACAUCAGGCUUAUGUGGCACCCUGAGGUAUCACAACACUGCCGCGAAGUGCCCUUCCUGCUGGUGGGCACCAAAAAGGACCUCAGAGGAGAUCGAGAAAUUUUGAAAAAACUGAAGGAGCAGAACCUGACUCCUGUCACCAAGCAGCAGGGGGAGGCUCUUGCAAAAGAAAUUAAAGCUGUUAAGUACCUUGAGUGCUCAGCUCUCACACAAGAUGGGGUGAAGGAAGUAUUUGAAGAGGCUGUCCGUGCCUGCCUGAACCCAAAGCCUGAGGAUGAAUCAUUCUGUGCACUAUCAUAAAGAAUUGUGGGUAAAACCAUGCCAUGAAGAUGUCAUACCAGAUAGUCAUGAGUUGUCAAUGCAGAUUUUGUUUAGCGUUAUGUUACCUUUACCAGUAACUGUCAUGACAGAUCCCAUAAUGUUUGAUAUCAUGAUGGCUAACUGUGAUGCAGUUAUGACAUCAAACAUCACAGCAUCUGUCAUGAUAUUUACCAACAAUGGUUAAGAUACUGUUAUAUUACUGAACAAAGACUACCGUCAUAACUCUUGGCAACAUAUGACAUCUGCUAUGACAGGUUAAAGGCAUGACUUUGUCAGUAUUAUGUAGCAGCACUCAAGCAAGUUGUUAUUGAAUUGUGUUUAAUUGACAUAUCUAUGCACUACUUACAGACACAUUCUUAUGUAGCAACAAAAGUUUUACUAGUGUUGACAAAAAUCCCAAUUAAACUUAAGAAACUGGUGAGCAACUUUUGAUGAACUUAAAGUGUAAUAUUCAUUUAAAAUGAUACUCAUUUUGUAUGUGUAUGUCACAGAUCAAGUGUCUUUUUUGUCAUGCAAUCCAGCUAAUUUUUGCAUCAUGGCAGAUUCGUUGUUUCCAGCCUGCCUAGUUUCUGUUAGAUACAAUAACAGAGUCCUUCUCUGUAGCCCAGCACUUUAAGCAGGAUGCUUGUCUAACCUAGCAAGAGUUGCUAUAAAAGAAUGCAUUUGUACAGUGCAAUAAAUUAUAUUUUGGCCAGUGAAAACAUCUCAAAUCUAGUCAACGUAUCUAAUAUUUCUCAUUCUGUGAUUGUUGUAAAAAAUGUUUUAUAACUUGUUUUCAGCCAAUUUAUUUAAAGAAAUGUCUCAUUCUAUUGACAGAUAAUUAUUUGAGACAUAAUGCAGACAAUUUUGUCUUUUUUCAAGACAUGAUGUAG
Colossoma macropomum (tambaqui) is the source of this 1531-nucleotide messenger RNA. RefSeq names its product rho-related GTP-binding protein RhoG-like. NCBI's taxonomy places the organism in Eukaryota, Metazoa, Chordata, Actinopteri, Characiformes, Serrasalmidae. The transcript has 2 exons. Gene Ontology annotation, cellular component: cell cortex; cell projection; cytoskeleton. The record is from RefSeq and is a predicted model, not a curated record. Gene Ontology annotation, biological process: regulation of actin cytoskeleton organization; cortical cytoskeleton organization; establishment or maintenance of cell polarity. The coding region runs from base 111 to 638 and encodes 175 amino acids. Gene Ontology annotation, molecular function: protein kinase binding; GTPase activity; GTP binding.